This is a messenger RNA of Glossina fuscipes, 931 nucleotides long. It is a transcript of the gene Alg13, whose product is annotated as UDP-N-acetylglucosamine transferase subunit ALG13 homolog. The record is from RefSeq and is a predicted model, not a curated record. The transcript has a single exon. NCBI's taxonomy places the organism in Eukaryota, Metazoa, Arthropoda, Insecta, Diptera, Glossinidae. The coding region runs from base 1 to 513 and encodes 170 amino acids. Gene Ontology annotation, biological process: dolichol-linked oligosaccharide biosynthetic process. Gene Ontology annotation, molecular function: hexosyltransferase activity.
AUGGUAAAAUUCGAGAAUAUCUUUGUAACAGUUGGAACGACACAUUUUAAUUCAUUAAUCGAAAAUAUGAUUAGUGUCGAUACCUUAAAUGUUUUGAAAAAAUUAGGUUGUCAAAGGCUGGUUCUUCAAUUGGGCAACGGAGUGCUUUUGGAUGUGGAGAGAAUUAAAGAGAAUUACGGUAUAGAUAUCGAACAGUACAAUUUUAAGAUUGAAGGCAUAGAUGAGGACAUCAAGAACUCGGAUUUAAUUAUCGGUCACGCUGGUGCAGGCACUUGUAUCGAGCUAAUGAAUGCACAAAAACCGGGCAUUGUUGUAAUUAAUGGAGAAUUAAUGGACAAUCAUCAAAGCGAAUUGGCCAAUCAAUUAGACAAGUUAGGAUAUUUGAAAUGCUGCACUGUGGAAAACCUAAACUACACUUUACGAAUAUUGGACGAUGCAAUUUUCAAGCCUUACAAAAGUGGGGAAAACGCGUACAAAUUUAUAAGAUAUGUGGAUAAAUUGGUGAAAAAAUAAAACAUUCUUAUCAACGCUGGUAACCACUAUUCCGGAGUAGUUUAUCAAGCAAUGAUCCGCAAAGGCGAUGAUCGAUGGCAGCCUCAAAACAUUUUUUACUUAUUUUUUUAAAGCAGUAGGCUGUUAUUUAAAAAUUUGUAGUUUCAGUUUGUUUACCUAAACAAAUCGCAAUUCCACAUAAUUCAUAUAUUCAAAUAACAGCAAACGUUAUGUAUAAGAAUUAAUAUUGAGAUAUUGUUUGAAUUGAAAUCGAUCCCAAGAAUUAGAUGAAAAAAAAAAACGCUGGGGUAGAUUCACGUAAAUUAAAGUUUAUCCGCUUAAGUAAAUACUGUUCCAAAUUUUCAUCACAGUUGUUUUGGUGUCACGUAGUAUAUUUGGAUAUCUUUACAUACAUAUACAUAUAUAUAUUUAUAAGCAA